AUGUUAGUUCAAAGUCUUCUUUUAUUCCUUAUUUCAUAUCCGCAAAUAGCGGAAAUGGAAUUUACUGCUAAUGUUGAUUAUAAUAAAAUUUAUCAACGUUCAUUAAAUAUUCAUAAUACACGUGUAAUAAGUAUUGAACCACGAAAUAAACUUUGGUUUUCUAUUGAGAAUGGAACUAUAUAUGCUUUACCAUUACAUGGAGAUUAUUCAGGUCCAUUUAUAAUUGAAUUUCAACAAUUAACUAAUCAUACAAAUUCAGAAUUAAAUAAUUUAAUUGAAUUAAAAUUAAAUUUUAAUUUUACUCCACCAUCAUCCUUAUUCUAUCCAUCCGAUCAUCUUCUUCUUGGUGUAUUUGAUAUUUCAUCAAUAAAUUAUAAUAAUUCAUUAUUAAAUCGUUAUUAUAUUGUUCGAACAUUAUCUUUAGCACUUAAUUUAAGUGAAUCAUUAAUAACAAUACAUAAAAUAAAUGGUUCUAUGAUAAAAGUUUAUUUUUCAUGUGAUUUAUAUUUUUCAACAAAUUUAACAUAUCAUUUAAAAACAUUACUUGAUCGUUAUUAUUCACGACGUUUACAAUUAUUACCGUUUUUUUCUUUACCAUUAAUUGAAAUUUCAAUUGUUCGAAUAAAUCCACAACAAUCAACGACCUCAACCACAAUAGCAACAACAAUAACAACAACAACAACGAUAUUAAGAUUAAUCACUCCGAUGAUUAAUUUGAAAAAAGGUGAAAUAACAGUUCGACCAAGGUUAUUACACGAUAAUUCAGUAAAAUUAAAUCGAACAGUAACAUCAUUUAAUAAUCUUAUAUAUUUAAAACAAUUUUAUCAACCACUUGUUAUUGUACCAUUAGCAGUAAUUGCAAUUGGAUUAUUCAUUUGUGCUAUUGUUGCAUGUUGUCUCUGCUGUAAUCGUCGUCCAUCAUCAUCAUCAACAUUACUCUUACCAAAUGGAAUAUCGAGUAGUCCAACAAAUAAACUUCUCUAUCAAAAUUAUUCAUAUAAUAGAAAACAUAAAGAACAAAAUGAUUUAUAUAAAAAGGCCAGUCGACAACAUGAUCAAAGACAAUUUAUUUCCAAAGGUUGCAUUCCUGUUGUAUUUGCCGAAGAACUUGAUGAAAAAAUUGAACAAACACAUACACCAUUGGUUAUGCGUAUUGAAAAAGCACCAUUAAAUAAUGGGCAAGAACAAAAUGAAUCAGAGAAAGAAUCGUUUUGA
Messenger RNA from Adineta steineri, 1215 nucleotides. The record is from the annotation of a GenBank genome assembly. NCBI's taxonomy places the organism in Eukaryota, Metazoa, Rotifera, Eurotatoria, Adinetida, Adinetidae.